Messenger RNA from Galendromus occidentalis (western predatory mite), 738 nucleotides. RefSeq lists its product as uncharacterized. The record is from RefSeq and is a predicted model, not a curated record. Lineage: Eukaryota; Metazoa; Arthropoda; Arachnida; Mesostigmata; Phytoseiidae. The transcript has 4 exons. The coding region runs from base 98 to 463 and encodes 121 amino acids.
CGGUCCUUCCUGAGCGCACGCAAGAUUCACUUCGGGAGCGAGUCAUUCGACGAAUUUUCGACUGAUUGCCUUCUGUGACACAGGAAAAGUCUUGAAAAUGAUGGACUUGGGCCGACUCAUCGUGACUGCGUGCAUGGCGACGAUCCUCCUCGUCACGGUGGCUUUCGCCUCGCCUAUCGAGUUCGAGGCGUCUGAAGGAUCUCAAGGUUUCGAGAACGGAAUGCAGAAGCGCUAUUCCGAAUUCCUCGGCGGACCCGGGAAAAGGGCGCUGGAUAACAUCGAUGAGCCUGUCAAGAGGUACUCGGAGUUCUUGGGCGGCCCUGGGAAACGUUAUUCCGAAUUUCUGGGAGGCCCCGGUAAGCGGAGUCGUCAGGAAAAUCUCCGCAACAUGGCCAAAGUCCGUGAGGCCAUCCGAGUCAUCAUUGCUGGAGCGAGACCGCAGGACCUCGAAGACAGGAGAUAAGCGAAGAAAUUGGAACGUCAUGAAAAUUCCGAGGAGAGAAACAUCAAUAAUAACUGAUACGAUGUUACUGUAAUUCUACGAGAGUCUUCUGCCUUCAGCCCCCGGCGAAAAAAUCAGCGGUGGUUCAGACCACUGUUAUACGAGAGAGAGAGAAGGUCUCAGUUCAAGGAUACUGGGGUCGCCAGCUUCGAACAAUCUUCCUUGCCGUAAUCUGUUUUUCCUCCCAUUGAAUCCGUUUUUCGCGAGCUAAAGACUGAGCAGUGAGACGAAGGAAA